UACUUUUAUUCACGCUCGAAGAUAAUCCGAAAUCAAUUGAUAUAAAAUUUACACCGUUCUUAACGUCUUACGAAAAUAAAUGAUGGCGCUGUGUUUUUAUUUUUUGGUGUUCCAAGAUGUAAAUCGGUGAAUUUGUGUUGAACAUCCGUGGUAUGAUAACCUCCAGAUCUACGUAACUAGUCAUAUGGUUCCGAUGGCCUCGGCAACAGUGACUCCAGCCGAAGAUGAUGAGCUGACGUUACCUCGAGCGUCGAUAAAUAAAAUGAUAAAGGAAAUUCUACCCCAUAUACGAGUAGCAAACGAGUCGAGAGAGUUAAUAUUGAACUGCUGUACGGAGUUCAUACAUUUAUUAUCCUCUGAAGCAAACGAUAUCUGCAACCAACAGCAGAAGAAAACAAUUAAUGCUGAGCACAUAUUACAAGCACUGGAAAAGUUGGGGUUUGGAGAUUACAGCGCCGAAGCUGAAGCUGUAUUGCGAGAUUGUAAGGCUGUGGCAGCGAAGCGAAGACGCCAAAGUACGCGGCUUGAAAAUCUUGGAAUUCCAGAAGAGGAACUUCUUCGACAACAGCAGGAACUUUUCGCAAAAGCACGCGAGGAACAAGCCGUUGCCGAACAACAGCAGUGGCAACAAUUGCAGGCCGUUGCCCAAAUGGCUUCUAUGCAACAGCCGGAUAGUGAGCAGGAAGAUUACUCCUAAAUUAUUACCAUUAAAAUAGACAAUGCAAGUCUAAUGAGUAAAUUGAUUGGUUCCUCUACUUAUGAAUCGGUUUUUCGAAUAAAAGUGAACAGCAUAAAUGAGAAAUUCACUUCUUAUUGUCUUAACGAUUUAGCUUUGAAAGUUUUCCUGUGUGAAUUACGUAAAAAAAAGAGAAGAAAUGAAGAAGGAAACAAUGUUGAGUUUCCUAGAAUACGUUCUCACCAUUAUUUAUGAAUAAAUGUGAAUGAUGUGAUAGAAUCAAGAAGUGAACCUAAUUAUACCUAA
Molecule: messenger RNA, 982 nt
Organism: Diprion similis
Lineage: Eukaryota; Metazoa; Arthropoda; Insecta; Hymenoptera; Diprionidae
Gene: NC2beta
Product: protein Dr1
Exons: 2
Coding region: 185-697 (170 amino acids)
Biological process (GO): positive regulation of transcription by RNA polymerase II; chromatin remodeling; negative regulation of transcription by RNA polymerase II
Cellular component (GO): negative cofactor 2 complex
Molecular function (GO): protein heterodimerization activity; TBP-class protein binding; general transcription initiation factor activity
Source: RefSeq, a predicted model, not a curated record